Sabethes cyaneus is the source of this 1152-nucleotide messenger RNA. RefSeq names its product probable enoyl-CoA hydratase, mitochondrial (gene Echs1). The transcript is spliced from 2 exons. Gene Ontology annotation, cellular component: mitochondrion. Gene Ontology annotation, molecular function: enoyl-CoA hydratase activity. Bases 113 to 991 code for a protein of 292 amino acids. Lineage: Eukaryota; Metazoa; Arthropoda; Insecta; Diptera; Culicidae. Gene Ontology annotation, biological process: fatty acid beta-oxidation. The record is from RefSeq and is a predicted model, not a curated record.
CAAUUUUUUCAUAUCACUACAGUAUACCAAACCAAGUGCCCAGUCACCUCACAGUCGUUGCCUGAGUUAGCCGGUUAAACGAGUUUACUGAGUACAACUAGUACGCCUCAAAAUGGCCCAAAUUGGUAAAAUUUUCGCUUCCCGUGCCUGCACCCUCGCCAAAGUUGCUAGUGGUAACAACUUGCGGUUCUAUUGCUGUGCAUCACCAAAAGCUUUCGAGUUCAUUAAAACUGAACUGGUUGGUGAAAAGAAAAAUGUUGCUCUGAUUACGCUGAAUCGCCCGAAGGCUUUGAACGCACUUUGCAAUGGACUAAUGGACGAGGUGGGCCAAGCUCUGGAUAAGUUUGAAGCCGACGCGAGCAUCGGAGCGAUUGUUAUAACUGGAAGUGAGAAAGCUUUUGCUGCCGGUGCAGACAUCAAGGAAAUGCAGAACAACACUUAUGCCAAAUGUAUUACCGGUAACUUUUUGAACAACUGGACUCGGGUCGCCAAAUCUCAGAAGCCUAUUAUUGCCGCUGUCAAUGGAUACGCUUUGGGUGGAGGAUGCGAAUUCGCAAUGAUGUGUGAUAUCAUUUACGCCGGUGAUAAGGCCAAAUUCGGACAACCGGAAAUAGCUCUCGGUACGAUCCCUGGUGCUGGUGGCUCUCAGCGCACCGCCCGUGUUAUGGGUAAAUCCAAAGCAAUGGAAAUGUGCCUCACUGGUAACAUGAUAAAUGCCGAAGAGGCCGAACGUUCUGGUCUCGUCAGUAAAGUUUUUCCGGCAGACCAGGUCGUCGGAGAAGCCAUCAAGCUUGGUGAAAAGAUCUCCACUUUUUCACCAUUGAUUGUUCAACUGUGCAAAGAAGCCGUUAAUACCGCCUUCGAAACCACCCUCACCGAAGGAUUGAAGUUCGAAAGGCGCCAUUUCCAUGCAACUUUCUCGACUAAGGAUCGUCUUGAAGGUAUGACCGCUUUUGUUGAAAAGCGUGCUCCCAAAUUUACUAGCGAAUAAGCUGCAUUUACAAGAUUUACAACAACGAAAAAAAAAAACAUGCAACUCAGGACACAUCCAUUGUAUGAAACAAGGCACUAUGAUAAGCCAAUGCAUUUAAUAAUGUUUAAAUAUUUUUGUACUCUAACCAGUGACAUUUAAAAUAAAUCGAAAAAAGUCUU